Messenger RNA from Chara braunii, 3413 nucleotides. NCBI's taxonomy places the organism in Eukaryota, Viridiplantae, Streptophyta, Charophyceae, Charales, Characeae. The record is from the annotation of a GenBank genome assembly.
GAAUGAACUGUUGAGUGGGGCCUUUCGUCCUAUGGUUUCUUAUAACAGGAGGUUUGAAGCCAGAGGUGUCUGAUCAAAAUGCCAGAGGUGAUGGCGGACGGUGGGAGGAGGCUCGUGACACUUGACGACCUCAUCGAUGCUUUGGACAAGCGCGAGAGGGCGUUAAGCAAUGUCCCAAAGGUUGAGACAUUCCACUUCAAGGGGGAUCGAGUAUCUGACAGGUUGGACCUGAUAGAGCAGGCGCUGGUAGGAUUGUCAGAUGAAGUCAAGCUCCAACGGGCCCUAAGGUAUGUCUUGCAUAGUCACCAUCGGGAAGUAAGUAAGGUCGUGGACGCCACGAAUGGCAGUUGGAUAAAGUUUGGGGACCUGAUGCGGAGGAAGUAUAGACUGGGGGAUGACCUGUUGACCAUGGCCAACUUGGAGGCCAUGAAUAAGGAAGACUUUUCUACCAUUGGGGCGUUUGUGCACGAAUUUAAGAAGAAGGCGAGGAAAGUGCACGGGAUUUCAGAGGAGGCGCAGUGCGCCACAUUCUUGGGAUUGCUUACGGGCUCGGAGGCCGCAGAAUUGACAAAGCAUGGGGAAGGGAAUGAGAAGCUCACCUGGGCAACUAUAGACAAAGGAGUGGAAGAAGGGAGCCUGGACCAGGUGGAGGAGCACAAGAUGCGGCUGCAAAGGCGUAAGAGGAAGGAAAGGGAUGCUACUGCAUCCGGGACCCCAGGGGUAAAGAGAAUCGUCACGGAUGUGUUGGCAACACUGCGGACCUUGAUGGUGGAGACCAUGAAGAGGAGGCAUUGCGCAUAUGCGUUUAACGAUGACGAGCGUGGGAGGUUGGACGUGGAUAAGAUUCCAACGAUACGAAUCCAUAUCGUCCCACACGAGCCGUGGAAUCUGAGGGGCACGCGAUAUCCGAAUCCGGAUGAGGAGAAGAAGGUGGUGGACUAUCUGGACGGGAAAAUGUGGACGUACGUGGCAGACUACUCCAGUGGACCGUAUGCCUCCCCUUGGUUUUGCUUCAUCAAGCCGAACGGGACGCUACGGUGGGUGCAGGACCUGCAGCGUUUGAAUGAGGUGACGGUGCGAGACGCGGGAGGAUUGCCGAACGUGGACGCCCUGUCAGAGUCAUGCGCAAGAAGGCCUAUAAUUUCACUUAUAGACCUUUAUUCUGGGUAUGACCAAUUUCCUCUAUACCCGUCGGACAGACCGGUGACGGCGAUGCAUACGCCGAGGGGGCUGAUCCACAUGAAUGUGGCCCCUCAGGGGUGGACUAAUGCGGUGGCGAUGGUGCAAAGGCACACGGUUAGGGCCAUACAGACGGUUAGUCCACAUAUUACCCAGCCCUACAUUGACGAUCUGGCGGUCAAGGGUCCAAAGGAGAGGGAGGAAGACGAGGUGCUGCCUGGAGUAAGACGGUUCGUCUGGAAGCACAUCCAGGAUAUCGAUAAGGUUCUGGGCCUGCUGGAAGAGCACAACCUGACGGCGAGCGGCCCCAAGUCGAAGCAUUGUAUGAGGGAGGCCACGAUUCUGGGCUUCGUCUGUAAUGAGAAGGGGCGGAGGCCAGAUGUGAAAAAGACGGACAAGAUCCUAGAGUGGAGUUUCGUGAAGGACUUCGCCACCAAGACGGAGCAUUUGAGGAAGCUGGUGCGUCAGGAUCAGGAGUGGGUCUGGGGCGAAGACCAGGAGAAGGCUGUGGAAAGGAUGAAGGGAGAGUUCAUGGAAGGAGGCUUGGUGCUAGGAGCGCCAAAUUAUGAGGCCACGGAGGAAAGGCCAUCCGUUGUCAAGACGGACGCUGGGCCAACUGCCUUAGGAGGGGUCCUGAUUCAGGCAGAUGAGGAUGGGAAGGAGAGGCCACUAAGGAGGCUCAUUUUGAGGGUGGACCCUACUGCGCUUGCGUGUUCCCUGAAAAGUUAUACUCCAUCUGACCCAACCAUCGCGAGGUGGUUGACCUACAUAUGGAUGUUUAACUUUGAGCUGGAGAGGAUUCCAGGGGACAAGAACAGAGCAAAUGGGCUGAGCCUUGAGUUUCGGCGGAUCACGAGCGAGGAGCUGAGGCCGUCUUCACCGUCGCCAUCAAGGUUGGAGCUGGACAUACCAGGGGAGACGCCAUUCCGGAGCUUAGCGACUCACCUUGAUGUAUCUCGAUGGGAGGCCUCACGGUUGGGAGAGGGCUCAGCUGAGCCGGUGCGCUAUGUACCGUUAGAGGAGCCUCUGGACCUCGAGAUUGAGACGGACAUGCGAGACCAAGAGGGGCCGCAAGGCCCUGGGAUGGCAGUUGAGCAGCCAGGUCCGGUACGGCCUCAAGAUGAGGAGGUGAUCACGGUCGGAGACGAUACCCCUCCAUGCUCCCCAGCUCCAGAGCCAGCACAACAUUCACGGCCAGAGGGGAUUCCUGAGCCAGACAGUGAAGAAGUUCCGGAGUUUCCCCCAAAGACCACUGCGGUGCCUGAGCAGGAGGCAGAGAUGGAGAACGGUGAGCUCAGGGUCAGAGAGAUGGAGGUGGAGCACCUGACUACUCAGCUUGCCGAGGAGAGGGCGAGGAACCAGGCCAGAAAGAUUGAGUGGGAGAAGAGAUUUAGGGAAAUAGCAGCAAUUGUGGACAGGCUCUCGGCAGCCUGGGAGGCUAGCUGGACGGGACGAGUCGGUGCCGAUGGCCAGGACCGAGGGAUGCGGGCUUCGCCAAGCCAGGGAGCAGCGGUGGGGGCCCCUCGGCAGGCUGGGCCAAUGGGGGAGGUGCCUCUGGAUACGGCCAAAGAAGAGGGUGGCACCCAGGAGUCACUUAUGGCAAUGUCCACGAAGAGAAGAGACUCAAUUUUGCAUGAGCUGGCAGCAGCCAUGGGGAUAGGUACACCGCAGGAGAGGCCUCAGAGGCUUGAUACCCCAGGCUACACCCCAUGGCUGGGAGAGUUGAGGGCGGAGUUGGGCUCGUGGGCCACAGAGACGGACUCAGGAGGACCUGACUUAGGGCGGGAGCAGCAACAGGAUAUCGUGAGUGAGCCGGCCGCCGUGGCGGGCUCGCAACCGUCAGGAUCAUGUGGCGAUGUGGAGGCGACGGAGAGGCCUCACGAGGAGAGACCCCGAGAGUUGGGCACGCCAGGCCACGAGUCAGUGAGCACUGCCGUGCGAGGGGGUGAGAACGCUGAGGCUAUGGAGUCCGAACCUCGGGGCCAUAUGGGGGUACCAUUAUGCCACGAGGUGACCGCCGAGACCAUGGGGACGCCGUCAGCAUCGAGCUCCAGGGGGAGAAAGAAGAAGACUGUCAGGUGGCACGAUACCUCCUGCUUUUGGUGCAAGGAGGAAGGGCAUAGAGUCGUGCACUGCCCAGAGCUCCUCGAGGAUAAGGCCGAGGGGCGGGUUGCAGAGGUCGACGGCAAGUUCUAUGACAGAUAGGGUAGGAUAGUGGAGCGAGCUCCAGAUGG